GCCGCGGCCUGCGAUCUUCCAAGGGACGAGAGAGGGAGACAUUUUAUAAGAACCGCAUCCACGCUCCUCUCUCCUCUCCUCUCCACUCCGACAUCGAUAUCAACAUCGACAUCGACAUCAUCCCGUCACCACCAUCUGCGGCCCCGCCAUUCCUCUCCUUUCUGCUGCACCUCAGUUCUGGAUGCCGGACAACGCAGAGAGGCUUCACGAGCGACGGUGUGCAGCCUCGCUAUGGGCCUAGAACGACCAUCUGCCUUUCUCGAUUCUCCUCUACACAAACCCAACUCGCCUUCUUCCUUGACCAUCACACACACAAACCAUUACAACAUGGCCAGUAUGGAAGAAACGGUCAACGAGGCGCCGCCCUUGGUCUCGCGCUCGCGAUCCUCCUCUUCGUCCUCUUUUGACUUCGACGAGUCCUUCUUCUACCAGAACUAUGUCCCUCUUUCGAAUCUGCCCACGCCGCCAUUGGGUCAUUCCAAUGCCAGCACAAGACAGCAGUCUCCCGAGUCUUUCUUCCCAGGAGAGGAUCUAUCCCCUGCCUUCCUCGGCCCAGCAGUGCACCUCACGAACCUCAUCCCUUCCUCGACCUCCCUCACCACGCCCUCCAUCCCUCUCGUCCAGGCAAUCCUGACCCGGGCCAACCCACCCGUCGAGACCAUCGCCCUCGCAGCCUGCAUCCUCGACUCGCUGAACUCCCGCUUCGCCUUGACCUGGCGCCAGAACUGCCCCCUGAACACCCCCGCCCCUCCCUCGCCCUUCCACCCGGGCUCCCGGACCCAAGAGCAGCACAUCGACUGCAUCCACCCCGAGCUGCUCAUCCUCUGCGCCCUCAUCGUCGCCGUGAAAUUCCUCGACGACUCCCACUGGACCACCUCCGACCACGCCGCCGACUGGGGCCACGGCCUCUGGAGCUGCGAGCAGAUCAACUUCACCCAGCGCUGCCUCCUCGAGAACAUCUCCUACCGCCUGCUCCCCCUCUGCGAGGAGUCCAUCAUCGCCGACGCCGUGCUCGACAUGGAGCGCGCCGCCCGCCGCUCCGACCCCGCCAUCUACGACUCGGCGCGCAUCUGGCGCGGCGAGGAGCCGUUCGCCGGCUCGCACACUGGCCGCGCAGUCCUCGGCGUCGGCGACCAGCUGACCCCGGCCGAGACCCCAAUCUCCCCCGACAUGCCCGAUCCCAAGGCCAUCCUCAGCCUCGAGACAAAACGCGCCUUCUCGGCGCCGGGGACAGAACCUUUCCCUGCGUAUGUGGAGCCGGCGGGUGCCGUGAUGGAGUUUUGAGACUGCGUGCGUGAUCUUGUGUUGUGUUGUGUUGUGUGUUGCAUAGCGAAUGGAGUUUUAUACCCCUUGGUGGCUGGCUUUGUCUGGUGGAGCUCGGAUUUUGGCUGGCGUUCUAGGGAUGGGGCAUAUUCUGAGGCCGGGGACGCAUACGGUAUCGAAAAGUAGCCGCUUCUUAAUCUAAUCUUAUGAAAAGACAAGAAAAGAAAAAUAGAGGCAGGCGAGUAAUAGAUAAAAGAGAUAACACUAAUAAAGUAAUACAAUACCUGCAAUAAUCCAU
This is a messenger RNA of Amorphotheca resinae ATCC 22711, 1561 nucleotides long. RefSeq lists its product as hypothetical. Lineage: Eukaryota; Fungi; Ascomycota; Leotiomycetes; Helotiales; Amorphothecaceae. The record is from RefSeq and is a predicted model, not a curated record. The coding region runs from base 328 to 1284 and encodes 318 amino acids. The transcript has 2 exons.